UUCUCCCGGUCCCCUCUUGCUCUUUCGGACAUUGCACUAAAAGAGCUGCACUCUGGAAAACCACAUCUUGUUUGGAGAAGAGGCCGGUUUGGAACCUUAGGGUACAAAUUCUCCUUUUCAAGCGCCUAGGAUAGAUUCGAUUAAUGAGCCCGGAGUACCCUGUUCCUGCUGACACUGCCGUUUUUCACUUCCCUGCCUUCCCACACUUCCAAAAUCAUUAAGCAGGGAGUUCUCGGAGAUUUAUGAGUCUACUUUGAGCUAGAGGUGAGUUUGACGCCGGGGUUGGAGCAUGGCUGUAUCCCUGGACCCUCUGAUCGACGCUCCGCUGGAGCGGGAGGAAUGCUUAAUAAUGAAGAUGGAAAAGGACCCCGAGUGGGCAGCGGAACCCACUCUGGAAGGAUCGGAGAGCUCUGAGUCCGAGACCUUUCGCAAAUGCUUCAGGCAUUUCUGUUACGAGGAUGUGACUGGACCCCAUGAAGCUUUCAGUAAACUCUGGGAACUUUGCUGCCGGUGGCUGAAGCCAGAAAUGCGUUCCAAGGAGCAGAUCCUUGAACUGCUGGUGAUUGAACAGUUUCUCACCAUUUUACCGAAGAAGAUUCAGGCGUGGGCACGGAAGCAGUGUCCGGAAAGUGGAGAGGAGGCGGUGGCCCUGGUAAUACAUUUGGAGAAAGAGACUGGACGACUAAGACAGCAGGUUAGCAGUCCUGUGCACUCAGAGAAGCAGGUCCCACUGGGAGCAGCAUGGGAGGUAACGGACUUUCAGCCAGAGCAGGUGGAGACUCAACCCAGGGUGGUGUCUUUGGAGGAAGCUGGAAGCCUCCACUCAGGACAUGAGGAGCAGCUGAACCGAAAGAGAGAGCAUCGGCCCUUACCCAAGAUUGCUCGGCCUUCUCCCUGGGUUCCUGCCCCUGCUAAUGAAUGGAACAGCGUGAAUCAGGAAAUAACCACCACACGACUACCUAUUGUGUCUCAGGGACCAGUGAAAGAUGUCCACAUGGCGAGAGGUUUUUCCUACAAAAAGAGCGUACAUCAGAUUCCCGCUCACAGAGACCUGUACCGGGAUAUUAGGAAAGAGAGUGUUGGGAACAUGGUCUCCCUGGGAAGUACUGUGUCUGUGUCUAACAAGAUUGCCCGGUUGGAGCAAAGAAAGGAGCCAUGGACCUUAGGUUUACACUCUUCUAACAAAAGGAAUAUUAUUCUACGAAGCAACCACGUCAAGGAGAAGCCGGUUGGUGCCACUCAGAUCCCGGCGCGCAGUGUGGGGAGAAUGUGGGGUGAGCAGCAGCACUGGGGUUUAGAAGAUGAAAAGAUAGCAGGCGUGCAUUGGAGCUAUGAGGAAACGAAGACUUUCCUCGCCAUUCUCAAGGAGUCUCGCUUUUAUGAGACGCUGCAGGCUUGUCCCCGAAACAGCCAGGUGUACGGGGCUGUGGCCGAGUGGCUGCGCGAGUGUGGCUUCCUCCGAACGCCAGAACAGUGUCGGACCAAGUUCAAAAGCCUCCAGAAGAGCUAUCGGAAGGUGAGAAAUGGCCACAUGCUGGAACCCUGUGCCUUCUUUGAGGACAUGGACGCUCUGUUGAACCCUGCAGCCCAUGCUUCAUCUGCUGAUAAGCCAAAGGAAAUUCUCUCUCUCCCCAGACUAAAGAGAGUUGAUAUCAGUGCUAAAGAACAGAUCAGUUUGGUGGAGGAAGAAGACGCCGCAGAAGAAUCUGAUGGUGAUGAAAUGGGCAUUGAAUUUAUCCAGAAGUCUGAGAUUCGUGGUGCCCCUGUCUUGUUUCAGAACCUGAGUGGUGUGCACUGGGGGUACGAGGAAACCAAGACUUUUCUUGAUAUCCUCCGUGAGACUCGGUUUUACGAAGCUCUCCAAGCCUGUCAUCGGAAGAGCAAGCUGUAUGGGGCCGUGGCGGAACAACUUCGGGAGUGUGGCUUCCUCCGGACACCGGAACAGUGCCGGACCAAGUUCAAAAGCCUCCAGAAGAGCUACCGCAAAGUGAAAAACGGUCACGUGCUGGAAUCGUGUGCGUUCUACAAGGAGAUGGAUGCCCUGAUAAACGCUCGGGCCUCCACUCCUUCCACCAACACUCCAGAAGUCCCAUCACCUUCAGGGCAAGAAGGAGAGGAUGUUGAGAUUGAACCCCAGGAACCGACAGGCUGGGAACCUGAGGAGGCCUCACAAGAGGCGAUGAUAGAAGAUUCUGGUAGCGAGAGAAUGAGUGAGGAGGAAAUUGUGCAAGAGUCGGAAUUCCAGGGGCCUCAGGGUCUACUGCAAAGCGAUUUUGAAAUUGGAGGUAGUAUCAAGGAGGAUACAACACAGGUAAUAUAUAAGGACUUGGAGCAGCAUAGGGCAUUAAUAGAAAAGUCUAAAAGGGUCAUUUCCCAGAACGCUGAUCCAGGUAAAUACCAUAAAAGGGAAUGCAUCUCAGGAAGACAAUGGGAAACCCUUCAAGGCUUCAGACAGGGAAAGUUGAUGUCUCAGCCGAGAGAUUUAGGGAAAGCUGUAGUGCAUCCGAGGCCUUUCAUGGGGAAGAGACCCUACCGACUGCUCAAAUACGGAGAAAGCUUUGGAAGGAAUGCUCGUCUUACGUGCCGGAUGACCCACCAGAAGGAAAAUCCUUAUAAAUGCAGUGUCUGUGGGAAGUGCUUUGGUAGAAGCAGGAGCCUAAUCAGACAUCAAAGAAUCCACACCGGAGAAAAACCUUUUAAAUGUCUUGACUGUGGGAAAAGCUUUAAUGACUCCUCCAACUUUGGUGCCCACCAGAGAAUCCACACCGGGGAGAAACCCUACAGGUGUGGGGAAUGUGGAAAAUGCUUUAGUCAGAGCUCGAGUCUUAUCAUACAUCAGAGAACCCACACUGGAGAGAAGCCCUAUCAGUGUGGGGAGUGCGGGAAGAGCUUUACCAACAGCUCCCAUUUCAGCGCCCACCGCAGGGUGCACACUGGCGAGAACCCCUACAAAUGUGUGGACUGUGAAAAGAGUUUCAGUAACUGUACAAGAUUCCGAGAGCAUCGGAGGAUACAUACUGGAGAGAAGCCCUAUGGCUGUGCCCAGUGUGGCAAACGUUUCAGUAAGAGUUCUGUCCUCACCAAACAUCGGGAAGUUCAUUCGAGAGAAAAGCUUCUGCCACAUCCACCCUCCAUGUAUUCCCCGGAGAACCCACCUAAGGGAAAGACUGAUGAAUUCAGGAAAACUUUUUGACGUUGACCUCUUCUCCUCCUAUGUGCCCCAUUAGCCAUUUUUUCCCCACCGUCACCCUUGGAAGCGGUCUUUUCUUAGCUAUGAAGUGUUAAUUCCCAAGACAAGCUUGAGAAUAUAAAUCAGCUAAGAGACCACCUCGUCUUCUCACCUCCGCCUCUAACUUUACCAGUCUGUUCCUCUCAACUUCUCCCUUAGCAAAGUGGAGAAGACUGUCCUGUCUGGGUUCCUUCAGUAUGUCGAGGCCUCUGCUGUGGGACUGCCAAGUCCAGCAACAUUCAAGGUCCCUCCAUGUAGCUGAGAGUUGUUUUCAAGCAGACCUGACAUGCUGAAAGUUUCCUCUUGUCCACCACGUGGGAGCCCGGAUGCAACUUGAUCCCAGAUUUCUUGUUGGAGUAGAACUUUCAGGAGUCUGAUCAGGAUCAGGACAACACCACGUGCAUCUUGGUUUUGAAGAUACUUGGGAGAUUGAGAUUCUACAGCUUCCUUUAGAAGUCUGUUGCACUAUACGCUUUUGUGUCACAUCAAUCCCCACAACUAGGGUGAGUCCCCGUAUUGUCCCUGAAGCCACAUUACUAACGCCUCGCCCUCCAUAGAGAUGAGAAGAAAAUGACCGUGACCAAUCGGACCUUUUCUGGACCUGAAGACGACCCCCUUGUCUGCUGCUUCUCCAGCCCCUGAGUAAUCCAGUUCCUCUUAUCAUUUCUUGAAAGUCCUACACUUACCUCUUAGGUGUUCUGGGUGCUCUCGUCUGACUCUCCUGAGCUACCAGGCCCUCCCCAGAUUAAAUAGGAUGCAUGCCCGUGGUGUGUCUCAUUAAAAGAAAGUAGAAUCUUAGACAUGUUCUACCCUACCUCUGCUCUAGUUCUUACCUAGAACAUGACUGGCAUGUUGGCAUAUUUUAUGCCUCCCAACCCCACACUUCAGUAUAAUGUUAUAUAUUAAUAGUUUUCUCAAACUUUAAGGGGGUAGGGAAGAAGUGUGGUAGAAACCGGAAACCUUCACUAUUUCUAAGACCAGUCGGACUCCUUAGGCCUGCUCUAGAUCAGAUAGCUGCUCAUUCAGACCACCACCUCCAGGGCUGUUUGUUAAAUACAAUCAGCCUUUUCUGAGGCUUCUAGUCCCUGUUGAUAGGAUUACCCACCUAACUGUAGAGCCCAGAGUAAUUUAUAGAACUCUAUAGCUUACUGAGUGAAAGUGGAAAGAUUUACAGAAAUUACAGAAACUUCCAGUCUAGAACACUAUUGUCGUUUUCCUCAUUUACGUAUUUGUCCGAAAAACCUCUUUGAUAAUCCCCUAGCACUAACCCAACAGGUAUUGAAGGAAGAGUCAAAAUGGGGAGGGGAGAGGCAGGGAGGUAGUUAAUUCAUUCCUGGAAGUUACAGAUGAAACCACAGAAUCUGGUCUUCCAAGGCUGGUUGCUCCAGGAUGAGGCCAGUGACAUUUAUGCCCUUACUAUGUAAGUAAUCGGGGGCGGCUUUGCUUUGGGGAGGGGAAGUCCCAAGUUUGGUGGAAGGACAGCCAGAGUCAGGGCUGUGCAGAGAUUCUUUUGAUCUGAUCUCUCCUCUCCUUUGUCAGAUGUUAUCGUAUUUGAAGACAUCUGGAGAUCAUAUUUUUCCUUUGAGGAUGUUUGAAUCUUUCGAAGCCGGUUCAGCAGAGU
Callorhinus ursinus (northern fur seal) is the source of this 4850-nucleotide messenger RNA. NCBI's taxonomy places the organism in Eukaryota, Metazoa, Chordata, Mammalia, Carnivora, Otariidae. The record is from RefSeq and is a predicted model, not a curated record.